Radiomyces spectabilis is the source of this 2370-nucleotide messenger RNA. RefSeq lists its product as uncharacterized. NCBI's taxonomy places the organism in Eukaryota, Fungi, Mucoromycota, Mucoromycetes, Mucorales, Radiomycetaceae. The transcript has 7 exons. Gene Ontology annotation, molecular function: GTP binding; U3 snoRNA binding; GTPase activity. The record is from RefSeq and is a predicted model, not a curated record. Gene Ontology annotation, biological process: maturation of SSU-rRNA from tricistronic rRNA transcript (SSU-rRNA, 5.8S rRNA, LSU-rRNA); endonucleolytic cleavage of tricistronic rRNA transcript (SSU-rRNA, 5.8S rRNA, LSU-rRNA); ribosome biogenesis. Gene Ontology annotation, cellular component: preribosome, small subunit precursor; nucleus. The coding region runs from base 1 to 2370 and encodes 789 amino acids.
AUGCAUCGACACAGACCUGGAUCGUUGCAUCAGUCGAACAAGCCGUUCAAGUCUCGGCACGCUAGUAAAGGCACCUUGAAAGAGAUCUCCAAGGGCAAAGUGAACCGAGUCUCCGUCAAGCAACCCGGAAGCAAGAAUCUGUCCAAAGUCGAUCGUCGCUAUGCCGCCAAAGUUUUGCAACAAAAGAAGCGAGAGGAAAUCACUCGAGUGAACCGCAUCUUUGAAGGAAGACAUGGCGCUCCCAAAAUCGUUCCUGUGCUUCCUCUUUGUCCUGACAGCGAUGUCGAGGACGCUAUUGCCGCACUUUACAAGACCCUCGGAGUCGAACCUCCCGUCAAGGGCCAAGCUUCGGUCCUCAAUGUCGAGCGAUUCAAACAGAAACUUCAGCUUGUUCCUCUUCGUCGCAAUUUCAUCGAUGUCAUGGAUGCAUUCAAAGUAGCCGAUUUCGCCAUUAUUCUCAUGUCCGCUGAAGUCGAGGUCGAUCAGUUCGGUAUCAACUGUUUAUUGGGCGUCUUGAACCAAGGUCUUGUCAAAGUCAUUCCCGUUGUCCAGCACUUGAACAGUGUGUCUCCCAAACUUGCUCCUUCCGUCAAGAAAUCCCUCGUCUCCUUCACACAGCAAUUCUUUCCCGAGGAAGAACAUCUUUACUCUCUUGAUAAUGACAACGAGGCAUUGAAUGUACUUCGUCACAUCACUUCUCAGCGACCUAAACCUCUCGCCUGGCGUGAUCUGCAUCCUUAUAUGCUGGCCGAUAACGUAGAAUACGAACCUGACAAUGAGGAAACCGGUACUCUCAAAGUGACUGGAUUUGCUCGUGGCAAUCCUUUCAACGCCAAUCGCUUGGUCCACUUGCAGAACUUUGGUGAUUUCCAAUUGCAGCAGAUUACAACAUCGCCGUUGCAAGCGAGAGCCGGUGAUAUGCAAGAAGACGCCGAGAUUGUGGAUACCCCUAAUCCUGCAGAACAGGACGAUUUAGUAGCUGAAAAUGAACCUGAUUUUAUGGAAAAUGAACAGACAUGGCCUACCGAGGAAGAGUUGGCCGAAGCCGAAGAACGCGUUCGUCAGAUGCGUAGCCAAGAGGGAAAACAGACCAAGCGUGUACCCAAAGGUACUUCAGCCUACCAAGCGGCUUGGAUUGUUGAUGAAGAGGAUGAGGAAUACAGCGAAUACGAAGAUGACGACGAGGAAGAGAUGGUCGAUGCUGAUAUCGGUACGAUGGAUGAUGGAGACGAUGUGGAGCCUGCCGAAGGCAUGAGUUCCUUCCCCGAUGACGAUGAAUACGAAGAGAUCGAAAUGGAAGGCAAGAAUAAUGACGAUGAUGAAUUCGAUGCUGAGGAAGAAGCACGACAAUAUGAAGAAUACCUCAAGAGUCGACAGAAGGAAUUCGAAAAUCACAAGGAAUUUCCUGAUGAAAUUGAUACACCCAUGCACAUUGCUGCCAGAGAACGAUUUGCACGUUAUCGAGGAUUGCAGUCUUUCCGAACCUCACCGUGGGAUCCUUACGAGAAUUUGCCUAUCGAUUAUGCUCGCAUUUUCCAGUUCGAAAAUUACCUCCGCACCAAGAGCCGAGUCGUCAGUCAGGCCAUUGUAGGUAAUGUAAAGCCUGGUAACCGUAUCACGUUGUGGAUCAAGAAUGUGCCCAAGGGCGCUUACGAAAUGUAUGAUGUGGAACGACCUUACAUCGUUUUUGGUCUGCUCCAAUACGAGCACAAGAUGUCCUUGCUCAAUUUCCAGAUCACUCGCGAUAACGCGUACGAAGAGCCUGUGAGAUCAAAGGAUCCCAUGGUAUUGCAUGUAGGCUUCCGACGGUACGCUGUGCGACCGAUCUAUUCCCAGAAUACGAACAAGAGCACAAACAAUGUGCAUAAGUUUGAACGAUUCUUGCGAAUGGGUCGUUCCAGCAUAGCCACCGUGUACGGUCCUGUGGUGUUUGGUAAAGUACCAUGCAUGUUUUACAAGGAAACCGAUGACAUCAACGAGCCCAUUCUCGUCUCCACCGGCACUUUUGUCAAUACCAAUGUAAAACGCAUCGUUGCCAAACGUAUUAUUCUCAGUGGCCAUCCUUUCCGAGUGCACAAACGAUCGGCUGUUGUGCGUUACAUGUUCUUCAACCCGGAUGAUGUUCAUUGGUUCAAGCCGGUACAGCUGGUCACCAAAUAUGGUCGUGUGGGUCACAUUCGAGAGUCUCUUGGUACACACGGUUACAUGAAGUGUAUAUUUGACGGAGCAUUAACGCAGCAAGAUACCGUCAUGAUGUAUCUGUACAAACGCAUGUAUCCCAAAUGGAACACUGAACUCUGGCGGGGUGGUUUAGACAAGUCCACCAAAGCCAUCACCUAUGUCAAACCGGAAGCCAUGGACAUGGAAUAA